This is a messenger RNA of Anguilla anguilla (European eel), 5759 nucleotides long. It is a transcript of the gene esco1, whose product is annotated as establishment of sister chromatid cohesion N-acetyltransferase 1. Gene Ontology annotation, molecular function: protein-lysine-acetyltransferase activity. The transcript has 10 exons. Lineage: Eukaryota; Metazoa; Chordata; Actinopteri; Anguilliformes; Anguillidae. Gene Ontology annotation, biological process: mitotic sister chromatid cohesion. Bases 2161 to 3402 code for a protein of 413 amino acids. Gene Ontology annotation, cellular component: nucleus; chromatin. The record is from RefSeq and is a predicted model, not a curated record.
UAUCUUUUGAGUUCCGGGUUGUAGGCUCCGGAAGCAAUGCUGAACUUUAGUUGACAUUAAAAAUACAAAAAACCGCUGUUGUUGAGAGACUGAGCUAACUUGCAAAAAUGCCAACUCCUAAAAAAAGAACGGUUUCGUUUGACUCGCAAGCUAAGAGAGGAAAGCUCGAGCCAAAGGCUGCUGAUUUGCCCACUAAGAGAAACAUUUCAACUUCUGUGAAAUCGACUAAGCUUUUGAGAGGCCCUUCUACACAGAGAAUGAUUUUGGCUACACCCCGAGCCAGGAAGAAGCCUCCAGCUCCACAGAAUGAUACAAAAAACCCAGCAAAACCCAUUCGCAGCUCAACCAGAGUGAGAACAGUCCAAAAGACAGUGAUCAAGAAAAAGCCAAAAAUGGUUGUCCAAACCGAAAAGGGGAGGAGGACUGCCUCAAGGACUCAUUCAUGCAAACGGGCAGCACCAUCAAACCAGUUUCCUAAGAAUACUUCUACAACCCAGCCAGCUAAAAGGACAAACAUUGGUUUAAGGAAGCCACGGGUCAAGAAAACUGCAGAAUUGGGCCCAUCUGUUUCAGUGUCGUCACGGGACAGUGCCUCUUUUGGAGAGGAAGGGAUCAGAAAGCAGCCACUAAGACGGAGAGCACAGCGUACCCCUUCUAGAACUCUCCGUAAUGGAGAAUUCCCUUCUAAUGGAACCAGAGGCCACAAGAGAGCUAGAGCCAGCAGCCCAACAGAAAAAAAUAAAACUAGGGUUGGUCUCACCAGCAUGGAAAACCCUGUAACUCUUAGUUCAGUCCAGUCAGACCAUAAUUACGGUAGAACUGCAGAGUCCACAAGCUGUAAUGUUCAAAUGACAAGCCAGAGAGAACUACUUUUCAAGAAAGGACCUAAGCACCAAGGUGCUUUAAAAACAAAAAACCAACAUGCCUUGAGGAGGAGAUACAGUUGCACUGAGAACCUUCAGGAGAUUUCUAUGUCCAGUCCUCAGACUAGCAAAAAGACCAGAAGUUCCCUAGAUUGGCAGAUAGAACUUUUCUCUGGCUCAAAGGAUAAUGUUGACAAAUGCCAUGGGGUCAGACAGUCUGUAAAAAAGUCCUCUCCACCUUUGGAAGCACUUUUAAAAGUCAUUAAGGAGUCUAACCUUUACAAACCAUCCUUAACUGCAAAAGAGGGUUCAUGUGCAGCAGAAAUUGAAGGAGUGAACAGGAGUUGCAUCCCUGGUGAUGUAGAGAGCUUUAAAAUGGACACAAAAAGAUGUGGUGACCCACAGACAUCAAAAAUGGGAAAUUGUGCUGUGCAUUUUGGUACGUCAGCAGCUGAAUUUGGCAGUCUGCUUGUACUAAAUGAUUGUAUUUUAGCUGAAGAUAAUGAGUCAGCGGAAAAGAGUACUUUGAAACACAAAGUGUUGGAGGAACAGUCUGAAGUGAGCAUUCAAGUUUGCAAUCCCCUUAGCACAGAGAUGCAUGCGCAAGAGGAUCGACUCCUUCCAUCAUCACUGGAAAUAAGAGCUGUGUCUUUCAAAACCAAUGUGGCUAACCCUGCAGAGAUAGAAGAUAAGCCAGAGACAGAUGGCGGGCCUGCUCCACCCAAGAAGGAGAUGAUGAACCCUCAAGCCAGGACCAAGGCCCGUCUUGCUGCACUAGCUGAGGAAAAGGCUGCAGCAAUGAAGAAAGCAGCUGCUAAGCAGCUGAAUCUCCUGGCUCUGUGUGAGGAAAUUGCUGAGGACAUUGCAUCAGACACAAUGGAGUUGAAGAAGGAGGAAGAAGAGCAGGAUAUUACUGACUAUCCUAGUCAUCCGGAGGCAAUACAGUUGAAGCCCGAGAAGGAAGAUGACAGCAUCCCAACAUCUUCUAUCUGUGACAAGACCACUCCACACCCUGCUAUGGCCCAAAAGGCAAUUACUGUGACAAUAGAGGAGCCAAAAAAAACGCUUUUUCUUGAGUCAUAUUACAGUACCUUUGAAAUCACAUGAGAAGAAGCUGACUCGAUUUCAGAGGCUGCGCCAGACAGAACUUAAGAGGGAAAAACUGACAUGGACUAGAGUGAAGAAGUUCAAGACUGAGCAGACAAAUCGAAGGCUCUCCAAUGAUGCGACUAUAGAGCCUAAUGUCAUUCUUGCUGCUGCUCCCUUGAGUCCUGCUCCAUGCUUAGCCACUACCUACAUGAAGGAGACCGAAAAAACUGAAAGUAUAAACAAGAAACCACUUCCAGCAGUGGCACCAUCUAUGCCUAAUGGUGUCACUGUUCUGAAGACCAGACCAGUGGUGGAAUACAAACUGUACACACCCAGGCCCAAGUAUUCGCCUGAUGAUUUUGUGCUAGAUGGAGUGGAUGAGGAACCAAGACGCAUCCCUAUGGAACCCAUGUUUCGGAAAAUAAAUGUACAGCCUGGUUCCAAAGGUGUUGAAGAUGUGAGCUGCAUAGGACCAGUCUCCUCUUCUCCCACGAUAGUGUCACCUAUAGCCACACCAGGCAAGAAGCCAUGUAACCUGCACAGCAGUGAAUCAGAACAGAGGCCCUCAGCACAAGCAGAUCUCAUCAAUAAGGACACUUCUGGCCACCAUGCUGUGUCUCCUGACACAGCCUCCUCCUGUUUUGGAAGCAGUCCCUCGUCUGACACCCAUACGCACAAAGAGAACAAGAGGUUGAAGAAUGUGGACAAAGAGGGACUACAAGCCAUGAACGACCCAGAUCAGAAGAACUUUGGCACAGUGACAUGCAGUGUGUGUGGCAUGUUAUACUCUGCUGCUAAUCCUGAGGAUGAGUCCCAGCACCUGCUAUUCCAUAACCAGUUCAUCAGCGCUGUCAGAUAUGUGGGAUGGAAGAAGGAAAGGAUUCUGGGAGAAUAUCCUGAUGGCAAGGUCAUCUUGGUUCUUCCAGAUGACCCCAAAUACGCUCUGAAGAAGGUGGAGGAGAUUCGUGAAAUGGUGGACAGUGAUCUGGGAUUCCAGCAGGUAGAUACACAGUGUCCCUCCCAGACUAAGACCUUCCUCUUCAUUUCCAAUGACAAGAAGGUGGCUGGAUGCCUCAUUGCAGAGCACAUUCAGGAGGGUUUCCGGGUGAUUGAAGAGGCCACGCCCGAGGGCUCAGAGGGGGAGAAGGUGAUGUUUGAGCAGCAGAGGGCUUGGUGCUGCUCAACCGUCCCUGAGCCGGCCGUCUGUGGCAUCAGCCGCAUCUGGGUCUUCAGCAUGAUGAGGAGGAAGGGAAUUGCCUCACGCAUGAUUGAAUGCCUGAGGAACAACUUCAUCUAUGGAUCUCACCUAAACAAGGAGGAGAUUGCCUUCUCUGACCCCACACCUGACGGCAAGCUCUUUGCUACACAUUACUGUGGCACUUCACAGUUUCUAGUCUACAACUUCGUCAGUGGGACACAGUCAGCCCGGCCCAGCCCAGAUGUCAUGUGACCGUCUUUGAGCUGACUGCUGAUAUUGUGACUCCGGCUGAGCUGCUGCAACAUUCAUGUCAGACUUUCUUGUCAUGAGCAGACUUAGUCUUGGCUUGUUGUUUUAUGAAUUUCAUAGCACUGGGUUUGGUCUAAUGACUGCCAAGCAAACUCCUCCUUUGGGAGAGAUGUUAAGAAACCCUUCAACUGUUGUUGUUUUUUUUAAACUCAGGUUUUUAAACAAGAAUAAGUUGUAAAAAAAAAAAAAUAGUAAAAAGGUCUUUUCCAUUUAUCCCCAUAAUGAAAAAUAUUUUGAAAAAAAGCAUAUUUUGUUAAAGCAUUUUUUAAGAAUGGAAAAUACUGUAUUUUAUUGGAAAUCUUUUAAAGAUUUAAAGGCAUGGUCCUUUCCAUAGGAAAAGCAAAUCAAAAAAUCCCCAAAAUAGCUUUAACUCUGGUAGUUUUUAUAUUUUUACGAUAUUUCUUUAUUUUCUUCUAUGUUCCUUCUAUGCACUUUUGGAAAACAACUUCAGUCUUGAGACCAACAUGCUAUUUUCCCACUUGCAUCCAGAAAAGGUUUCUUGAAAAGCCAGUCAAUCCUCUUGACUUUCACAUGAGAAGGAGAUUAAUUGUAUCUUAAAAUAAGCUGCAGAACUUCACCUAGUUGUGUUUCAUGAUGUAGAUUUGUUUUCUGCCGGCAAUGUACAUGCAUUGAUUGUGUUUUUCAGCAAUGGACCUUCAAUAUUUUACUUUUUGUCAAGAUUCUAGGAAAGAAGGAUGCCAAACAUUGCCGUAAAGGAAGGCCAUUGCUUUCAUUGGUUCCAUCCUGGCCCGUUCAGUCUGUUUGUCAUUGGGAGAUUUCACCCCUUUAGUGUUUGUCUACAUGGGAGUUGAAGUGGUCCUGACUUAAUUAAGAAUGAAAUAAGAAUUAAUUCUUAUGUAUUGAAUUACCCCGUCAGGGAUUAGUAUGAAGUACCACGGGUCUGUUUGAUGUGGUUAAGCUAAUCAGACUCAGUCACAUCUAGUCAUGAACAAAGGUAUGUUUUUCAAAUGUGAAGGUGCAGCUUGUUCACUCACUGUAAUUACAGCCAUCAAUCCCACCAAUGCAAUGUCCAUCUUGCUUCUGACUUCCUUGCCACCCCCCCCCCCCCAUGUAUGCUGGUAUUUCUUCCAACCAUAGCUGCAGUUCCAGAAUUUUGACAAGCUGAAAUUUUUUCUUUUAAUGAAAUUGCUUCCAAUAUAGCACAAUAUGAACAUGGGACAUUUCUGCAUGGCUUGCAUAGCUAUUUCUGACAUAAUGUGGAAUACGAGGAUAACGAUAAUCCCUAAAAACCUGAAAAGCACAUAAUUAAGAAAAAUAAACAGCUUUUCAAAAAUUUAGGAUUGCAAAUGUGGUUGGAAUGAAACCAGGCAUACACAGGGGGGCCCCAGGACCGAGUUUGAGAACUACUGUCCUAGGCUAUAAGGAUAAUCUAUGAGAAAAGGACAGAUUUGGCUUUAUGCAGUUUCAUGUUAAAGGGGCAGUUCACCCAAAAAUGAAAUUAAGGUACGUUUCCACUUUCUAUCUACUAUCUAUCAUUCAGAUAGUUUUGCUAGUUUUUGGAUAUCUGCUGCAGCCCACCCUGAUGCAAGAGACUUCAACAGACCAAUAUUUUUGUGGUGCUUAAUGCACCAAAAGUUUAUGUUCCAAGAACUCAACAUUAUCGUCUCUUUCCAAAUAUAAACCCAUGGUUACUUGCUGAGAUACGCAGAGCUUAAUUUCUGCAUGGAUUCAUCAUGAACUGCUAAUUCUACUGAAGUACACCAACUGUGUGUGUCCAAGCUCUCAUGCAGGUGGGCUAGUAUGACAUUUAAAUGGUGGUGGCAUGACUGAUGGAAUGUGACCGUUUGUGGUAGUUUCAGUAUAGCAACUUGUAAACAAUUUACUUUAUUAAAGCACAACAGAUUCAGAAUUAUGUGGCAUACUAUUUAGAAAGAGACAAAUAUGGGUCUGUUGAGGUCCACUGUAUCAGGGUGAGCUGCAGUGGAUAUCUAAAAACUCAGCAAAAUAAUCUGGAUGGAUAGAUAGCACUUUGGGUAAGUGUAAACAUACCGUAAUUUCCUUUUUGGGUGAACUCACCAUUUUAAUCAUAUGUAUCCACAUUACAGGGAGCAAAACCAAUCCAGACAUACCACAGUAUUAAGAGCAAUAUUCCCCAUUCCUUUUAAAUUUUCCUUAAUGUGACUGUCUAUCAAGGCUGUUCUAAAACAGUUCUCACACAGUCAUGGAAAAAUGGGUGGAAGUAUGUUCUGAUGCUUGUAAAUGGGUGGUAAUGUGUUCUGAUGCUUGUAUGUAGUAAGUUCUUUUCAGAUUAAAGAGGAAGUCCUCAGGCUAUGAUUUUG